ACCGGGUUCGCUUAAGCGGAAGUGCGAAGGCCUUCUUAAGCUAACUCAUUGAAGCUAACUCAUUGAAGCUAACUCAUACAAAUACACAAAAUAAUCUGGUGUCUGGUGCGUCGGUGCCCGGCAUGGCGUCCAAACAACAGAAGCGGGUGUGGAGGUACGUGGAGGAGGGCAGCUUGCUGAAGCUGAAGUCGUACCUCAGGAAGCACCGGGACCUGGAUGUGAGCUUCUCCCAGGGCAAGAGGCAGAGGAGCCCGCUGCACCUGGCCUGCUGCCUGGGGGAGGACGCCGCGCUGCGGCUGCUGCUGAAGCACGGAGCCGACGUCCUCCAGAGGGACCACAAGGGAGACACGGCGCUGCACGCGGCCGCCAACAGGGCCCUCAAGCACGGGAGGACCGCAUAUAAUGACCUGGUUGUGCCCCUCAAGAACAUCUGUCCAGAGGCUAUGAGGGCUGCUAACACUGCUGGAGUCACACCUCAAGACCUGCUGGAGUUCAUGAGACAUUCACAGAUGGGAGAAAACCAGAGUCGUCCCGCUGAAAUGGACCCUGAGAAGGAGUGGCAGGAGAAGCUGUUUGGUGAAUGCGAAGAUGAAUUCUGUGAAACCUUUGGCGUAUAUGAUGCUGAUGAUUUUCUUCCUGUUGAUGACGACGAGGAAGAUUUUGGGGACUGGGCUGAACGUAUUAGGAAAGAAUAUUUCGUUAAAAAGAACUCUGAAGCUCAACGACUGGCAUCGGCAUCGUCCUCGGGAAGGAGACGGACAAAGAGUAAACAAGAGAGGGAGCAGGAAGAGCAAAGCCGCAAGGAGCUGCAUGAAAGGCUGCAGAGGGAACAUGAAGAGUAUCUGGCUCGAGCGGCACGUAAAGAGGAAGAGACUCGACUGGGCAAGAAGCGCAGGUACGAUGAGAGGUGUGCAGCCACUUUCCAGGCCGGCUCCUCAGCUGGCAGCACAAAGCUGAGCUACAGUGACAUCCCCUGGCCGGCUCCCAGAGGUACAGUGCAGGAGAUGGUGGAUUUGAUGCUGCACGGCAUCGACCGAAAGGACGUGCCGGUGUUUCGCAAAAUGCUUCGGAAGCAGCAGGCGUUGUGGCAUCCUGACAAAUUUGCUCAGAGAUGCGAGGCCCGGUUAGAGGAGAAGGACAAGAAGAGGAUCCUCGAUACGGUCACAGCUCUGUCACAGGAGCUCAACAGACUGGCUCAGAGUCUGAGGACUUAAAAAGCGCAUCACAAUUCAAACUUAAUAUAUGACGUGCUUUUCUGCAGAAAACCCCAUACAAACUAUACUGAAAUUUAAUGUAAAGUAUGUGCAAAUGUACCUUGAUAUGAACACAUUUUCCAAUGUGUGCAUGUCUGCUUCUCUUGUGAUGCGGCCACAUCAUCUUCUGUUCACCAGUGGUCCAUUUUACACCCCUGACAUUUCUUUAUAAAUAACGACACUAAACAUAUCAAACACUCAAUUCUGUGUGUGUAUGUGUGUGUAAAAACAUCUGUCAAUCAAAACAAUAUAAAGUGUUGUGAAUAUCUGCA
This is a messenger RNA of Scophthalmus maximus (turbot), 1525 nucleotides long. RefSeq names its product nuclear factor of kappa light polypeptide gene enhancer in B-cells inhibitor-like 1 (gene nfkbil1). The record is from RefSeq and is a predicted model, not a curated record. Gene Ontology annotation, biological process: canonical NF-kappaB signal transduction. The transcript has 4 exons. The coding region runs from base 123 to 1214 and encodes 363 amino acids. NCBI's taxonomy places the organism in Eukaryota, Metazoa, Chordata, Actinopteri, Pleuronectiformes, Scophthalmidae. Gene Ontology annotation, molecular function: protein binding.